Messenger RNA from Ceutorhynchus assimilis (cabbage seed weevil), 1752 nucleotides. The record is from the annotation of a GenBank genome assembly. Lineage: Eukaryota; Metazoa; Arthropoda; Insecta; Coleoptera; Curculionidae.
AUGUUAAUCAUGAAACAAAUAUUAAUUUUAGCCUCGAUACUAACAAUAUUAGCACACUGUGCUAAAUUAAAAUCCACAUUCAUAAGCAAAAAAGCGGAGCCUGAUUGGUGGACGCAUUCGAUAGUCUAUCAAAUUUAUCCGAGAUCGUUCAAAGACAGCGACAAUGAUGGCAUAGGCGAUUUACAAGGAAUUAUACAAAAAUUGAAUUACUUAGCUGACUUAGGAGUCGACGCUAUUUGGCUGUCUCCGAUUUAUAAAUCUCCGAUGGUCGAUGGUGGCUAUGAUAUUAGCGAUUAUGAAGCUAUAGCUGAGGAAUAUGGGACUUUAGAUGAUUUCAAAGAGCUCCUAUCUAAGGCUCACAACUUAGGCCUCAAAAUCAUCAUGGACUUUGUCCUAAACCACUCCAGCGACCUCCACGAGUGGUUUACAAAAUCCGUCACCCGAGAAACUGGAUUUGAGGAUUUCUACAUCUGGAACGAUGGAAUUCUAGAUGAAGAAGGAAACAAACAGCCUCCAAAUAACUGGUUGAGUCUCUGGGAUAACUCCGCGUGGGAAUGGAACGAAAUCAGACAACAAUACUAUUUCCAUCAGUUUUCCAAACAACAACCUGAUUUGAACUACAGAAACCAUUUGGUUCGUCAAGCAAUGGAGAACGUUCUCAUCUACUGGCUGGAUUUGGGUGUAGAUGGUUUCAGAGUAGACGCAUUGCCUCACCUGUACGAAGACGAAUUGUUAAGAGACGAACCCGUAAUAAACUCUGACGUUCCCAACAGCUACAACUCGUUAAAUCACACUUACACCAAAGAACAACCAGAGACGUUUGAGUACAUGUACAACUUAAGAGACAUUAUGGACAAUUACACUCAAAGAGUUGGAGGAGACACGAGGAUUUUCAUGACAGAGUGUUCAAGUCCUGUUGAGCUAAUAAACAAAUAUUAUGGCAAUGGGACUAGAUUGGGUGCUCAUUUUUCAUUUAAUUUCAAUUUUCUGGCCCUAAACGAGAAUUCAACAGCCAAAGAUAUUUAUAUAGAAGCCGCGGAAUGGUAUACUACUAUUAAUAUUACUUACACCCUUAAUUGGUUGACUGGUAACCACGAUAAUCACAGGGUAGCUUCUAGAGUAGGCUCGAAAAAUGUAGAUGCAUACAAUAUGCUAAUUGCCUUUCUAGAUGGAGUUACUGUUACUUAUAUGGCCGAAGAGAUUGGUCAAGAGAAUGGAGAAGUCACUUGCGAAGAAGGCCAAGAUCCUAGUGCUAUAGGAAAUUGCACUACAUUUGCCCAGGUUAGUAGGGAUUUUGAGAGAACACCGUUUCAAUGGGACAGCAGUGUCAAUGCUGGGUUUAACCAAGGCACUAAGCCUUGGCUUCCAGUUGGCUCUAAAUAUUUAGAAACAAAUUUAGCUGCUCAAGUUGACGAUGAGAAUAGUCAUUAUAAUAUUUACAAAACGAUGAUUGGUUUGAAACCUUUGCUUCAAUCUAAUGAGUUAAUUUCUUUGGCUUAUGACGAAAACGAUGGGGUUUUUAGUGCUAGUAGAGUGAGUUUGGACCCUUCAAAGCCUAAAUACGUUUUUAUUUAUAAUGUGAAUGUGACAAAGUACGCACCAAGAUACGCUGGAUAUAAUAUAAUGUUGAAGAGUGGUAAUUUGGAUGUCCAGCCUGGGAAGCUUUUGAUUCUCAAACCUGGUGAUGCUGUUAUUUUGGAAUUGGAAAAUGACGGCGAUGAUUCAGAUGUAGAUGUGAAGUUAGGUCAAUAA